Trematosphaeria pertusa is the source of this 1543-nucleotide messenger RNA. RefSeq names its product phosphoglycerate kinase. The transcript is spliced from 3 exons. NCBI's taxonomy places the organism in Eukaryota, Fungi, Ascomycota, Dothideomycetes, Pleosporales, Trematosphaeriaceae. Gene Ontology annotation, cellular component: cytosol. The record is from RefSeq and is a predicted model, not a curated record. Gene Ontology annotation, molecular function: ATP binding; ADP binding; phosphoglycerate kinase activity. Gene Ontology annotation, biological process: gluconeogenesis; glycolytic process. The coding region runs from base 74 to 1327 and encodes 417 amino acids.
UCUUGUCUCAAGGUUGCCCUUCUCUAAGCUACCAAUUGACCCCUCCAGCAGAGCAUCCAACGUCACGCCCAACAUGUCUCUCUCCAACAAGCUCUCGAUCACCGAUGUCGAUGUCAAGGGCAAGCGCGUGCUGGUCCGAGUCGACUUCAACGUGCCCCUCGACGCCGACAAGAAAAUAACCAACAACCAGCGCAUCGUCGGCGCGCUCCCCACGAUCAAGUACGCCAUCGAGCAUGGCGCCAAAGCGGUGAUCCUCAUGUCGCACCUCGGCCGCCCGGACGGAAAGGCAAACCCGAAGUACAGUCUCAAGCCGGUAGUUCCCGAGCUCGAGAAGCUAUUGGGCAGGAGCGUCGUCUUCACCGAGGACUGCGUGGGCAAGCAGGUCGAGGACACUGUGAAUAAUGCGAGCGAUGGACAGGUUAUCCUGCUGGAGAAUUUGCGGUUCCAUGCUGAAGAAGAAGGGAGCAGCAAGGAUGCGGAGGGCAAGAAGGUCAAGGCGGAUAAGGCGAAGGUGGAGGAGUUCAGGAAGGGGCUGACUGCGCUGGGCGAUAUUUACAUCAACGAUGCCUUCGGGACUGCCCAUCGCGCCCACAGCUCCAUGGUCGGCGUCGAGCUCCCACAGAAAGCCUCAGGCUUCCUCGUCAAGAAGGAGCUCGAAUACUUCGCCAAAGCGCUCGAGAACCCUAAGCGCCCCUUCCUCGCCAUCCUCGGCGGUGCUAAGAUCUCUGACAAGAUCCAGCUCAUCGAUAACCUGCUCGACAAGGUCAACACCUUGAUCAUCUGCGGUGGCAUGUCCUUCACGUUCAAGAAGACUCUCGAGGGUGUCAAAAUCGGAAACAGCUUGUUCGACGAGGCUGGCAGCAAGACCGUGGGCGACCUGGUCGAGAAGGCGAAGAAGAACAAUGUCAAGAUGGUGCUGCCGUGCGACUAUAUCACUGCGGAUAAGUUCGACAAGGAUGCACAGACGGGAUAUGCGGAGGACAAGGACGGCAUUCCAGAUGGCUGGAUGGGUCUCGACUGCGGGGAGAAGUCGAUCAAGCUGUACAAGGACGCCAUCGACGAGGCGCAGACCAUCCUCUGGAACGGCCCGCCAGGCGUCUUCGAGUUCGAGAAGUUCGCCAACGGCACGAAGGCGACGAUGGACGCUGUUGUGGCUGCCGCGCAGAACGGCAAGAUCGUCAUCAUCGGCGGUGGUGACACUGCGACUGUUGCCGCGAAAUAUGGUGUUGAGGACAAGCUGUCCCAUGUCUCGACCGGUGGGGGUGCGUCGCUCGAGCUGCUGGAGGGCAAGGACCUGCCCGGUGUGUCUGCUCUGUCAAGUAAGUAGAUCACGCUGCCACGACUAAGGAAUGGCUCAAAAUAGAUUGGAAGGGGUUUCUUCGAGGUUAUGAUGUAUGUUAUUAGCUUUCUUCAAGCCAAAUACAAUCGAUAGGUAUUGCACCCGGACCGUCUGCUAGUAAUGGCCGCGUUGCCCAACAUGAUUCUCUUAUCCUGGGCUCGACCUGCCCUCUGCGUGCAAUGCUGUACAUCGGAGCGCCGUGCU